Teleopsis dalmanni is the source of this 1131-nucleotide messenger RNA. It is a transcript of the gene AIMP2, whose product is annotated as probable aminoacyl tRNA synthase complex-interacting multifunctional protein 2. The coding region runs from base 72 to 1082 and encodes 336 amino acids. The record is from RefSeq and is a predicted model, not a curated record. The transcript has 5 exons. Lineage: Eukaryota; Metazoa; Arthropoda; Insecta; Diptera; Diopsidae. Gene Ontology annotation, cellular component: aminoacyl-tRNA synthetase multienzyme complex.
GUAAUAUUUUAUAUUUAAAGACAAUUUAUAUGAAAUAUUUUUUCUAAUUGUUACUAAUUUUAAUAUAAAUAAUGUAUGAGUUAAAAACUUUACUACCUCAAUUUGAUAUUAAACUACCAACUUGUAUGUACGCAUUAAAAAACGUGAGUCUAUCAGCCGAUGCAUGUGCUAGGAAUAACACUAGCAAUGGUGUAGACAGCAUAUGCAAUGGAAAUCUCGCCACAACUGCCACGUCUACCUCAAAUUCAUCUCAACCUCCGUGUGUACUUGAUCUGGAUAUAUUGAGCGCUCAAGUUCAGAAAAUUUUAAAGUCAUCCAGCGAAUCAAAGGCUAUAAUUGUGCGGCAAGAUAAAGUACUUCAACAAUUAAAUGAACUUAAAGCUCAACUCGCAGGUAUAAGGUCUACAUUAGGAUUAUGUCAGAAGGGUCCACAGCAUACUAAUCAAUACGUUGGUAAAAAUGGUGGACUGAGAGAGGAACCAUUACAUGAUGUCGUUAUUAAUGGACAUCCAAAUUUUAUACCAUAUGCCUUAUUGGCUCUUAAAAAUGCGUGGAAGGAUCUGUUCACAAUUGAUAUAAAAACUUUUACACAUUCGACAAUGGCUGAUAUUGGACCUGAUGCGCGAGAGUUCGAGAAAAAAUUGGCAGCAGUGCCUGUAAAUGAGUCUAUACCGAAAAUAAAUGUGACACUUAUUUGGAAAAAUUGUGAGCAUACAGAAAUGAUAAGUUCACCUACUAUGUACGUACCCAUAUAUGGUGAAGUGAAUAUCAUUCGUUAUUUAGGACGUGUUGGCCCUGCUGAGUAUAGAUACGAGGAUUCACCACUUUGCAAUGAAAUUGAUGCUGUCCUCGAUAUUUGCUAUCAGCUCCUACGUUGCACAACCGCUAAAAGUCGAGCAAACAUGAUAAGAUCACUCAAUAAUCGCCUACAGAAACAAAAAUACUUUGGAGGUAAUGAAAUGUCCAUAGCAGAUAUUGGUGUACAUACUUCUCUAAAACGUAUGCCAGCUAUUACGGAAAAAGAUUUGACACCUGCAUUAAAUGAAUGGCGAAAACGUGCUCAAUUGGUUACAAUGAUUUAAUUACACAAUAAAAUAUUGUUAUAAUUAAAUAAAUAUUAUAAAUAGAAUA